Epinephelus lanceolatus (giant grouper) is the source of this 1288-nucleotide messenger RNA. It is a transcript of the gene crabp2a, whose product is annotated as cellular retinoic acid binding protein 2, a. The record is from RefSeq and is a predicted model, not a curated record. Lineage: Eukaryota; Metazoa; Chordata; Actinopteri; Perciformes; Serranidae. Gene Ontology annotation, molecular function: lipid binding.
GUGCCAUUCAUUUGUAGCGCAGCCGCUUAUACAGUGCACCGGUGCAUAGGUGUGGUAACAGCCCCGACAGUCGGUCACUCAUCCCGGGAAGAGGGCAGAAAUAACUGGAAGUGUGGAGUCAAACCAUCCGGCGCGCCCACACACCCAGACGGGAUUCAUAAGGAAGACGUAGACGCGCAGGGACUGCAGCACACCCUCAACACUUGGACCUGACAGUUCAUCUAUAUUAAUCCGCAAACUACACCUGCAGCCUGACAUGGAGCGCAAAAUCCCCAACUUUGCCGGCACCUGGGAGAUGAGGAGUUCUGAGAACUUCGAGGAACUCUUGAAAAAGUUGGGUGUGAACAUGAUGCUGCGUAUGAUUGCGGUAAAGGCAGCCUCCAAGCCUCUGGUGGAAAUCACGCAGGACGGAGAGACGCUGUCCAUUAAAACCUCAACCACAGUCCGCACCACCCACAUCACCUUCACUGUGGGGCAGGAGUUCAACGAGACCACAGUGGAUGGGCGUCCCUGCACGAGUUUCCCAUGCUGGGAAACUGACAGUAAGAUCAGAUGUGAGCAGACUCUGCAGAAAGGAGAAGGGCCUAAGACGUCCUGGACCCGAGAGAUAACCAACGAUGGCAAACUGAUCCUGACCAUGAAAGCAGAUGAUGUGGUAUGCACCAGAGUCUACGAGCGACAAUGAACAAGAGCACUUCUCACUUUUCGUCCUUCCAGUCUCCCCCCUCCUCUCCUGCAUCACCACGUGCAUCACUAAUCCUCCUUUGAUAAGGCAGCGCUGGGAGAUAGCAGUUUAUAGUUUUAUUCCAGUAUCUCCGUUAGCUUCACUAUGUAAUAAGUGUGGUAACUGUAUCUAGUAUGUCACAUAUCUACAUGAUGGUCUUAGCUCCUGAGUUAUCUGCCUGUCUCUCCAGCUCCAUCAAACGUGACCAGCUGGGCUUUAAACAUGAAAGUGUGUGUUGGAUUUGUUGAGUGACAGCUCAUUUAUUUGGCAUUGUAUGUAAGUGUGUGUGUGUGUGUGGCAGCAGAAGUGGUGUGAGACUAUAUUUGUGAAUGUGUAAAUCAAUCUUUGAGCUCUUCCAGUUUCAGGUCAGUUAUGAUGUGUUUCUUUAGCCCUGCCCCACAACUUUAAUCUUUUCUAUCUCAUGACGACAUUUUAUAUUUAUUACUACACUAGGAGUCUGAUACAGUACUGCUUAAGUUUUUACUUUGUGUCUCUUUUAUAUGAAAUUUGAUCAUAGGAAACAACACUUUCUAUUGGAAAACAAUAAAGCACGAUGUUAACUCA